Triticum aestivum (bread wheat) is the source of this 1157-nucleotide messenger RNA. RefSeq names its product probable phospholipid hydroperoxide glutathione peroxidase. The coding region runs from base 454 to 969 and encodes 171 amino acids. The transcript has 6 exons. Gene Ontology annotation, molecular function: peroxidase activity. The record is from RefSeq and is a predicted model, not a curated record. Gene Ontology annotation, biological process: response to oxidative stress. NCBI's taxonomy places the organism in Eukaryota, Viridiplantae, Streptophyta, Magnoliopsida, Poales, Poaceae. Gene Ontology annotation, cellular component: cytosol.
UUGACUUUUGUAACUGUUUCCAUAUGAUUCUACAUUUGGCCAAACCGGUGGAAUAACACUGUUUUCUUCCCCUUCCAUUUCCAUUCUAAUAAUAUUCUUUUAAAACUCUCCAUUUCAAAGAAUGCCCAAAAAUAAUAGUGUACACUAGCUGGUGUAUUGUAGGCCCAAAAUAUUUUGUCUACUUCUCUUUGUAGCUUCUCUGCCAUUAAUAUUUCUCAAUCAGGAAUAGCCCAUUCAAAUAUAAAUGAUUUGCAAUUUGUGUGGCUGUCAUUAGAAUCUGUGGACACCAUAUGGACUGCAAAAAAUAAUGAGGAAUUCUAAGACUUCCUGAGAUGCACAGAUAAAUCUCAGGACAGGUGCUUGCCACUUGUCACAAGUUCUUCAGAGUGCUGCCGCUUAACUCUUCUCCAAUCCUUCUCAAGUGGAAACAUUACAGUAUUGCUGAGAGCAAACAUGGGUGCGGCAGAGUCAUCCUCCAAGCUUGGUGGUUCCGUCCAUGACUUCGUCGUUAAGGAUGUGAGAGGAAAUGAUGUGGAGCUCAGCAGAUACAAGGGGAAAGUCCUGCUUAUUGUGAAUGUCGCAUCUCGGUGUGGUCUGGCAAAUUCCAACUACACGGAACUGGGUCAGCUCUAUGAGAAAUACAGGGAGAAAGGUUUGGAGGUAUUGGCUUUCCCCUGCAAUCAGUUUGCCGGGCAGGAACCAGAUAGCGAUGAGAAGAUUGUGGAGUUUGCUUGCAAUCGCUUCCAAGCAGAGUUUCCUAUUUUUCGCAAGGUCGACGUGAAUGGCGACAAUGCUGCCCCGCUGUACAAGUUCUUGAAGUCAGAGAGAGGCGGUCUAUUCGGAGAGCGUAUCAAAUGGAACUUCACCAAGUUCCUAGUUGACAAAGAGGGGCACGUCAUGAACCGAUAUGCACCGACCUGGUCCCCACUCGGCAUUGAGAAUGACAUCAAGAAGCUGUUGGAGGUUUGAGGUAUCUCCAGGGAAGAUCAUGCUGGGCGUGUUCACUCAUGUGUAUGUGUCAUCUGUUCUUUUCGCUACUGUAUGUGUAUGUACACUUGCUCUAUCAAGAGUAACUCCAUCCUGUUGUAUGCUACUCUGUUUUCUACAUGGUGAAAAGAAAAUAACAAUUUCGCCGAAAUACAAACAAAAUUAUAUUU